Alternaria ventricosa is the source of this 657-nucleotide messenger RNA. RefSeq lists its product as uncharacterized. The transcript has 2 exons. Bases 1 to 657 code for a protein of 218 amino acids. The record is from RefSeq and is a predicted model, not a curated record. NCBI's taxonomy places the organism in Eukaryota, Fungi, Ascomycota, Dothideomycetes, Pleosporales, Pleosporaceae.
AUGAACGCCUUCCCUAUCGCUCCUUCGCUCGUGUUUACGGAUAUGUUCCGCAUGGCGGUCGUCCACUUGAUAUUCAACAUCCCACUGAACGUACUGGACGAGACUGCCGAAGCCGUCAUGCGCGAGGUGACCGCCAAUAUCGACGCGGACCCACACAAGCUGAAAUACACGGUCGAAAUUAUCUACGCGAGUGCCAUGGAGGACAGGAACUGGGUAUACGUCGCAGUCAAGCUGCUGAACUAUCUCUGCCUUCUUAUCCCAGCAACACUGGCCGACCCAAACGUACUCCCCGAUGGCAACAACAAGCUACGCUCCGGCGCGCGUCUCGUCCAACACUACGUCUACCAGCGCUCGCUAGACGACUUCGUCGCCGAUAUGCAGAAAGCCGCAUGGUGCCAACCGCGCAUGUGGCUCCUCGCUGAACUAGACAUGAUGGUCAAUGCAGAGCAUCUGUACAGCAGCAACAAUGUCGACCUCUUCAGCGAGUACGUGGAGUUCAUUGCGCGUGGACUGGAUGAGAAUCCUACUACUGAAUCGGAGCUCACACGGGUUCUGGAGAAGGUGCGGGAGCGCACAGUGAUGGCGGAUGAGGAUCUCAUGUCAAAGAUCAAGGUUACGGGACUCAUCGCACUGAGGGAGAAGGGUUGGGCCAUGUGA